AUGAUCGUGCUUCUGCUCGUAGGAAUGCUAAUGGCCCCGCAUGGCGGUAAACUCUGGACCAACCCACUGACCCUCCCCACUCUGUGGUUCCCUUCCAAUCCCAGUAGUGACAGUGAAGCAAAGGGAACCCACAAUAUUAUUGAUCGUUUAUCUCGACCAGGACCUGAGUUAGGAGAUAAUUCAAGAGGGGCCCACCCUCUGGACACCCCACAUCUUCCAUGGGAGUUGCCUCCAGGACUCUCAGAAAACAUCAAUAUGACUUUCCUCAAUGGGGUGUUUAAAAAUGUGGGAGGAGUGGCCGAAAUUUUUGACUGCCUGGGCUCCCACUUCACCUGGCUGCAGGAUGUCUUCACCAACUUCCCUGCGCUGCUCCAGUUCGUGAAUGGUAUGAAGUGUGUGGCUGGUCUCUGCCCCCGGGACUUCGAAGACUACGGCUGUGCCUGCAGGUUUGAGAUGGAAGGGCUGCCUGUGGACGAGUCUGACAGCUGUUGCUUCCAGCAUCGCAGGUGUUACGAGCAGGCUGCUGAGAUCGACUGUCUGCAAGACCCCGCCAAGCUUAGCACAGAUGUCAACUGUGUCAGCAAGAGUAUCACCUGUGAGUCCGGGGAUGCUUGUGAGCACCUGCUGUGUACCUGUGACAAGGCUGCCAUAGAGUGCUUGGCUCAGUCCAGUAUCAACUCUUCCCUGAACCUUCUGGACACGUCCUUCUGUCUGGCUCAGCCUCCAGAGACAACCAGCAGGAAAGAAAUGCUGACACUUCUGCCCAGAGUGGUUCCUGUGGAGCCCACGGACUCCAGCCUGACGGCCCUCUCAGGAGAAGAUGAACACAGGGGGACUGAACCAGGCCAAGUCCAGGAAGACACAGAAGAUGCAAGGGCCACACCUUCUCCAGGGUCUGCAGAGAUUGUUGCCACAGCUAAAGGUGUAACCGUCGUCCCUGCCGGCAUUAAAUCUUUGGGGUUGGCUGUGUCAUCCGUCAGAAGUGGUCCUGAGGGGACAUCUAGAAAAGCCUGUGACAGGUUCACCUUCCUGCACCUGGGAAGCGGGGACAACACUUGGGUGAUGCCACAGCUUGGAGAGAUGCUCUUUUGUCUGACAUCCCGGUGCCCGGAGGAAUUUGAAUCUUACGGCUGUUACUGUGGGCAGGAAGGACAAGGCGAGCCAAGGGACGCUCUGGACAGGUGCUGUUUGUCCCAUCACUGCUGCCUGGAGCAGGUGAGAAGGCUGGGCUGCCUGCUCGAGAGGCUUCCUCGGUCACCAGCGGUAUGCGUGGAUGGUACCCCCAAGUGUGUAGGGCAGAGCCUGUGUGAGAAGCUGCUUUGUGUCUGUGACCAGACAGCGGCUGAAUGCCUGGCCUCUGCCUUCUACAACCAAAGCCUCAAGUCACCCAGCAGACAGGAGUGCCAGGGCCACCGGCCGUCCUGCGAGGACGGCAGGAUUUCAGCUUCGUCCCUUGGCUCCAGCUCUGAGGAGAACAGCGUGGAGGCCCCGCCCCCCAGGGAGGGCCUGAGAAGAACCAGAAGAUUCCUGGGGAAGUCACUUGGUCUCCUGGGGACCAGGCCACAGCGUGGCCCCAGAUAG
This is a messenger RNA of Mesoplodon densirostris (Blainville's beaked whale), 1581 nucleotides long. RefSeq names its product otoconin 90 (gene OC90). Gene Ontology annotation, cellular component: extracellular matrix. The transcript has 14 exons. Gene Ontology annotation, molecular function: phospholipid binding; calcium ion binding. NCBI's taxonomy places the organism in Eukaryota, Metazoa, Chordata, Mammalia, Artiodactyla, Ziphiidae. Gene Ontology annotation, biological process: arachidonate secretion; lipid catabolic process; phospholipid metabolic process. The record is from RefSeq and is a predicted model, not a curated record. Bases 1 to 1581 code for a protein of 526 amino acids.